Molecule: messenger RNA, 1985 nt
Organism: Bursaphelenchus xylophilus (pine wood nematode)
Lineage: Eukaryota; Metazoa; Nematoda; Chromadorea; Rhabditida; Aphelenchoididae
Source: the annotation of a GenBank genome assembly
AUGGGUUUAUUCUCGACGAUCGCCAAAUUCUUCGCCCCUCAUCAACACCCCUGCGAGGUGUUGGUGCUGGGCCUCGACAACAGCGGCAAAACGAGUAUUUUGAAUCAGCUGAAGCCGCCGGACAACCAGCUGAGCGCCGUGACUCCGACCGUCGGCUUCAACGUGGAAAAGUUCAAUGCCGCCAACAUUGCGUUCACAGCGUAUGAUAUGAGCGGACAGAGUAAGAGUUUUACUGUUUUUGGCUUGAGGUUUAGGCGGGGAUAUUGUUUUUUGGAUCAACAGGGGAAGUACCCCAAGUGCGACGCUCAGAUUUUGAUGAAACUUGGCACAAAUUUAGAAUAAUUUUUUCUAAGAUAUAUGCGAGAAUCCUAGCUCGCACUUUGCACAAACAACCGAGAUUUUUAGAUCGAAAGUCGGCGAAAUUUUAACACUUUUUGUUGAAUUUCGACAUGAAAAGUUUUAUGCCUAUUUCUACCAUAGAUAGCAAUGUUUCCCCAAAAAAAAAUUUUUUCCGCACGAAACUGCCAAAGUUAUGGCCAAAAAAGCGAUUUCUCUCUGACCGCUCUCCGCGUUUCGCGUACUCUCUCGGCGAGAAAAAUAGUUCCAUAUCUCGGUGGCGCUUGCAAAGCGCGAGCAAAAACUUUCAGGAAUCGAUAUUUAGUUUAUGCCCGACGCGUGUGCAAAAUUUAAAGAAAAUCUGAGCGUCGUACUCCCUUGUAAAAAAGGAAGAUUUGCAAGUGCGGCGCUCAGAUUUUCUUUAAAUUUUGUUCACGCCUCGGGGGUUGGCCACAUAUCAGCUCCUGAAAAUUUUUAGAGAUUUUGAACAAUCUUUGUUCAAUAUCUCUAAAAAAAAGACUACGAAAAAUUCGGAGAGCGGUCAGACAAAAAAUCGCCUUUUUGCCAUAAUUCUGCCGGUUUCGCGCGGAAAAAGUUCGUUUUUUGUGAAAAUAUUGCGCUCUGUAGUAGAAAUAAGGCUUAAAUUUUUUCAUGGGCAAAAAAAUCGGACUUUGGCCGACUUUCGACAUACAAAAAAUGCCAUUUUUUGGCAGCUUUCAACCUAAAAAUUUCGGUUGUAUCUUCAAAGGGCGAGCUCUGAAAAAGAUAGUGCUUAUUGUUAGAGAGUAUAUAAAAGAGAAAAAAGAACUUUUUUGGCCAUAUCUUUGCCAGGUUCGUUCGAAAAAAGUUACUUUUUUGUGGAAACAUUACCCUCUACGGUAGGGAUACAGUUCCCUUCCUACGGAUACAGCGCGCCCUUUCCUUCAAGGCGGGCUCUUCAAAGCGGGGUUUUUUAGCUUAGAGAAGGUAACGGUUUGGAGACAUUUUUGUCCCUUCCGGGAUGCAAAAUGAGACGUUUUUUGCCAUUGGAUCCGGUCCCUCACUGUAGGUACGAAACUUUUCAUCUAACACCUGCAAAAAAGUGAAGCUAAGAAUCUCAAAUAUGUCUUCAGCGAUCGGAUAAGGAAUAAAAUAAAAAAUGCGCAUCAUAAGUCUUUGCUUUUACUUAUACCUCUUUCCUUUCAGGUAAAUACCGAACUCUCUGGGAGACCCAAUACAAGACAGCACAUGCAAUCAUCUUCGUUGUUGACAGUACGGAUCGAUUGAGGAUGGCGGUAGCGCGCGAUGAGCUUUGGAUGAUAUUGGAUCACAAAGAUAUCAAAGCAAAACGGGUAAGCGGUCUUGUUUUUUCUUGAUAUAUAUACGGUAUAUUAUACCGUAUAUAUACGUAUAAUACUACAGAAAAUUUCUAAUAAAUGUAAAAACCUCGAUUUCAGAUACCAAUCCUAGUGUUCGCCAACAAGUGCGACGACUCGCGCGCCCUCAGCACGCCUGAGAUCAACAUCUCGCUGGGGCUGGAUGUGAUCCGCGAACACAACUGGAACAUUGUGCAAAGUUCGGCGAUUACCGGUCAGGGAUUGGUGUCAGGGAUUGGAUGGCUCAGUGAGCAGAUCAAAGACUCCGUGAAGAAGGAGAAUGGAUACACGUAG